GUUUCUGCAGGACAUUUGUUGUUGUGGCUCGGUAGAAAGCAGUCAUGGACGGCGCAUACUGCGAGCUCUCACGCCACGAAUUCUGCCUCAAUGGACUCACUUUCAAGACAAGCAGCCGGAGCACAGCAACGCGACCCCGGGGACACCUGUUUGGACGGCGCAGUUCGGGCUCAAAUAGGGCUCGCCAGCCAGUUGGAGUCGCGGGCGCAAUGGAGCUGAUGGUGUUGGUGCUGUUGCUGGUGCUGGAAGGCCCGGAAGAUUGUUAAUGCGUGAUGGUGAGGGCGGAGGUUUUGGGGGAUGAGGUUGGGGUCUGUCGACGAAUGAGAGAGACGCUCUUCUCGCUGGCGCAGAUCUCCAAGCGAAUGGCGCUAGUUGGGUUUAGUUUUAGAGCUGUUUCCUCGGCCCGUCUUGUUCCCAGCGCCGUGGUCGAGUCCGUGGUCGAGUCUUGGGCAACGGCUUGCGUUCUUGAGGCACAAGAAGGCGUUGCGGCGAGUUUGCUGAUGCACAGCGCUGUGAACUCAGCUCGGGAGCAGCUGUGCCUCUGCCCUCUACCCUCUGCCUCCUCUGCUGCGGCUGGGCCGACCGCCGGGAAAUUGGGCACUCGGCACUCCGUGAUGCUGUGCGACGGUCGGGAACAUACGAGGCGCGGCUGUGGCAGGAAAUGCAUGGCUGGUCGAAUCGGGCAAAACCUCCUCUUCCGGGAUGGGAGUCGGGCUGCUGGGAAGGAGGCUGGCGUCUGAUCACGGGAAGGGAAACUCCAGCCUCUCGGAGCUUUCCAGUCGUCAUUUUGAUGACAAUGCCUGCACCUGACGAAAAUCAUCGACAACCAGGUUCAGCUCCGCGACCUUGGCGGCUCGGCGCGGAUUGGGCAAUCGAAUUCCCCCUAAUUGGGUGAGGCACCCGUUCUGGCGGCCUCUUCUGGAGACGAGCACAUCCCUCCAGGGCCUCCACACACCGCUUGGAAUACUUCGCGGAGCUGGUUCGCCCCGUCGACUACGCCAGGCCUCUGCAUGAGCCUAAAGAAACGUCCCAUCCGGAUCAGUAUCAGUUCUGCCGUCGACAGCAGCCUGUUCUUCCGGAUGAAGCCCUUUGGCUCUUCCGUGGGGGCGACGUAAAUCGGCUUACUGAGAGGGCGAGGGCCCUGCACAGUGGGCCCUAGGAGAGGGCGUUUCCGGCGGGGAAUUUAUACUGUAUCUUUCAAUAUCAGAUUCAAAUGUUUCUGGACUUGG
This is a messenger RNA of Hyaloscypha bicolor E, 1229 nucleotides long. RefSeq lists its product as uncharacterized. NCBI's taxonomy places the organism in Eukaryota, Fungi, Ascomycota, Leotiomycetes, Helotiales, Hyaloscyphaceae. The record is from RefSeq and is a predicted model, not a curated record. The coding region runs from base 273 to 740 and encodes 155 amino acids. The transcript has 2 exons.